Molecule: messenger RNA, 804 nt
Organism: Lepus europaeus (European hare)
Lineage: Eukaryota; Metazoa; Chordata; Mammalia; Lagomorpha; Leporidae
Gene: LECT2
Product: leukocyte cell derived chemotaxin 2
Exons: 4
Coding region: 237-692 (151 amino acids)
Source: RefSeq, a predicted model, not a curated record
AGAUCAAAGGCUUUUACACAGACCCUACAUGGACUCAGAGAGCUGACCACAGAGUACUAGAGUUAGACUUGCACCAUUCUCUUAUGUUUUCUGUGUCUCAUACUAAAUUAAAGAGAAGAGAGGUGCAGAAUUCUAAGGCUAAAUAGCCAGAAAUAUUCAUCCAAACUUGGAUGUUCUUCAAAGAGUGUGCGGGCCAUUCUAAUUAGAGGAAGAAACACACGGGGAGCAAAACCCAGAUGUUUUCCACAAGAGUUCUCCUUCUGGCUGUUUCGCUUUCCACUGCACUGGCUGGGCCAUGGGCAAGUAUAUGUGCUGGCAAGUCUUCCAACGAGAUCCGGACAUGCGACAGCCACGGCUGCGGACAGUACUCUGCUCAAAGAAAUCAGAGGCCUCACCCUGGUGUGGAUGUCCUGUGCCCUGAUGGGUCUACCGUCUUCGCGCCAUUCACCGGAACCAUUGUGGGCCAGGAGAAACCAUACAAAACCAAAAACGCCAUCAACAAUGGUGUUCGCAUUUCCGGGAGAGGUUUCUGUAUCAAAAUGUUCUACAUCAAGCCAAUUAAGUACAGAGGUUCUAUCAGAAAGGGAGAAAAGCUGGGGACACUGCUGCCCUUGCAGAAAGUGUACCCCGGCAUACAAUCGCACGUACACGUGGAGAACUGCGACGGGAGUGACCCCACUGCGCUCCUCUAACUGGGAGUCGAGACCCAGACCUCCAAAACAGAAGCUGUCUUCUUAAAAACCCAGCCGUGUAUCGUACUUCCCAAGGAUUCAUGCAGGAAAUAAAGCAGCAUUUAGGCUUCAA